UUCAUAAGUAUAGUUAAUAACUAAUAUCAUUAAUAACUGAUUAAUAAUACCGCUGAAGCAAUUCAUUAGAAUAAAAAUAGCAGUAAGUGCUUUAAAACGAAUGAGUAAUUACAUAAACUCAUAAAAUAUUAAUGUCAUACAUGAUGAUUGAAGGGUACAAUCAUUUGUCUACUCAGACACCCUUCGCGACCUCAUUUCUGUUACCAAAUAUAACGGUGUAAAAUGCAGCAAAAAUUGUUCCGUAAACGUGGAAAUACAAGUAAUUAUAACUUUAAUUUACUAUGCAAACGUAUCAUAUUUUAUGGGCUAUUAUCCGUUUUUAAAUUGCUCGGAUUAUCACCUUGGAAAGUUAAUUUGUACAAAAUAUUAACUGAAAAUCAAGACAAUAAUCAAGUGGAUCUAUUUAAAGCAUCAAAAUAUGGAAGCUUUUACAACAUUUUAUUGGCAACCGUUUUAUCUACUUACUGUGCAAUGGUAUUAUCAUUAAAACUAUACUCGCAGACUUACGUGAAAUCAGAAUUGGUCGACAAGAUCGAUGAAUGUCUGAUGUUUUAUGGAACUUUAGUCCUCGUUGUAAUCUGGCUGAGUUAUGUCUUGCAGCAGAAAAAAAUGAUAAUUAUCAUUAACGGAUUGUACAGUAUUAAUAACAAUUUGAAAAGUUGUGAUAGAUUUACCUUCAAAAGUGAUUGUCGGUUCUAUAUUCUUUCUGUAAUCAAUUUUUGUCUGUGCUUCGGUAUUAUCGUGACUGAAUGUUCAGUUUCCGGAUUGUAUACAGCUAUUUUGUGGAUUGGACCAUUUUUCACCAGUAGUUGGGUUUUAAUGCAAUACACACUUCUAUUGAACGUCAUUUCUCAAUUUUUUGAAAGCAUUAAUCUCAAAAUUCUUCAACUCGCCGAUAUAAAUACAGAAAAUUAUUAUCAAACAGCGCUUCGUUCAAAAGUUUCGCUACGUGAUUUGGCUAUCAAGGAUAUCAAUUGUAUCAGUAAUGCGAUCAUGCAAUUAUGUGACAUUUGUGAUCAGGUCGCGGACUUUUAUGCGAUCCCAAUACUUCUGAUUAUUGUCUAUUUUAUAACAUCUACAACAUUUAAUUCAUAUUUUAUAAUUUUAUCACUAAUCAUUACAACUGACAAUGAUUUAUUGAAACUUUCUUUGGACUUUGGAAAUUGGUUUUUAAUCGUAUCCUUUGAAAUGAUUUCUCUUGCUUCAAAUGUCACCAGGAUCACACGAGAAUUUAAGAAAACUCCCCAGUAUGUUUCUUUGCUUCUAAAUCGAUGCGCAAUGAAUUCACCUACUAAAGAAUCACUAUUGGACUUCCUACGUGAUCUAUCUUACAGAAAUGUCAAUUUCAAUGCUUACGGAGUAAUUGCACUUAAUGGUUCUCUUUUGCAAACGAUUUACGGAACUAUUGUUACUUAUCUAAUUAUUCUUAUUCAGUUUCGUAACCAGCAAUAAAUUAUCAAUUAUUUUUUUGAGGUACCAUUUCUAUAUAGAUUCAAGAAAAAAUGCAUUCUUGCAUUUAUCAUAAUAACCGUUAUGUAUAGUUUGUAUUUUAUAAUUGUGCUUUUAAUUAAAUAC
Cotesia glomerata is the source of this 1575-nucleotide messenger RNA. RefSeq lists its product as uncharacterized. The coding region runs from base 223 to 1452 and encodes 409 amino acids. The record is from RefSeq and is a predicted model, not a curated record. The transcript has 4 exons. Gene Ontology annotation, cellular component: neuronal cell body; membrane; dendrite. Gene Ontology annotation, biological process: sensory perception of taste. Lineage: Eukaryota; Metazoa; Arthropoda; Insecta; Hymenoptera; Braconidae.